CGAUAGCUUGGACGUGGAUGCUGUUGGUCCUGCUGUCUCCGACCUAUGCUGCUCUGGUGAACUUCGACAAUUGCUUACCUGCGCCCACGAUCGCAUCGAACCCACAGAAACUCCAGUUCGUCCCGCUUGAUGUGUCCGUGGUAUUCGACUUGAAGAACCCUCUUCAUAACUUGAAUAUCACGGUAUACGGCAAUGUUUCUGGAACCGCUGAUCAAUCAUCUUCCUAUCCAUCCCCUGAUGAUCCACAGUGGACGAAUCCGAACGAGACGGUUGGAAAGAUUGUGGAUUUGAACACGGCCAACAACAAAUUAACCACCCUCGUGACGUCUGUUGACGUGGUUAGCUUCUCCCCGUACAGUGGUCCAACCAGCUUCUGUGACUCGGUUCGAGGAGGGUGCCCGAUCGGCCCCGUCUUUAAUGCCAAUGCGUAUGUAUUCAAGCUUUAGCAAUUUCUAAAUUUAUCUCGUUCAGCUAACUGAAUAUUACGAACACUGACAGGAGCGACUUGGCUUCGUUACAUUCCUUCUCUGUCCAACAUGACAUGCUAUCGUCGUACCGCUUUUCGACCUUGUCAUCUACACUGGUAAUCAAGUCCGGUGAUGCGGCAGCUACUGAGCUGGGGUGUAUAUCGGUUGAUGUUACACCGGAUCUUGGAUCGGCCUUGAAGAGCGCGUUAGCUUACGUACCUCUUGUCAUCCUAAUUCUCGUAGGAUUCGCGACCGUAACCGCCGCAAUCUACAGUCCGUGGGGCACAACGGACCCAUUUCACUGGACAAGCAAUUACGGCCGUGAUGAAGAUGUCCUCCGACUGGUGACACCUGGGUUUGGCGACUGCCUACAAUACAUUCAAUUCGCGGUCCUGACAGGAGCCUUAUCACUAAAUUAUCCCGGUUACUACCAGCCCGUGGUCAGUCAGGUUGCAUGGUCAACUCUGAUGUUUAACCAGAGCUUCCUGAGUCCCGGACAUGAGCGGAAUCCAGUCAAGGACGGUGUGUACACUGUCAACGGCACCUAUGGGCUGGAUGCACUGCAGCAGUAUGUUGGCAUGGAGUCGGCACGGGACAUCUGGCCAGGAAUGAUGAUAUGGUUACUUACGGUCGUUGUCGCCAUUACGCUCCUCAUUCAGCUUGCAUUCGCGUUUCGCUGGCUUCUUCGGGAAAUUGCCCACGUUCCCGAGGAAGACCUUCGUUCUAAAAACAUGCCGUUUACCAUUGGCAACGUCAUUCGAAUCGUCUGUAACUAUUUGUUCUUGCCGCUCAUUUCGCUCUCCUUUUUUCAACUGGUCAUCGCUGGACAAUCUCCAGUGUACUCAGUGGCUCUAGCCGUCGUGGUGAUCCUUAUCAUGAUAGCCUUUGCAAUUUGGGUUAUUCGGUUGAUUGCAUCCACGCGUCCCAAGUCCUACCUUUUUGACGAUUUGCCCACCGUGCUGUUGUAUGGGCCGCUGUAUAACACUUUUUGCGAUGAUGCGGCCGCUUUCACUGUAGUAUCGCUUUUCCUAUCCUUUGCACGCGGUGUCGCGAUCGGUGCGCUCCAACCGUCAGGGAUCGCCCAAAUAGUCCUUCUGGCAAUCUGCGAAGUUGUUGCUAUUUUAACGCUUGUCGCUUUUCGCCCCUUUCCUUCGCCGACUUCCAUGAACCUUUAUCACUCUUGUUUCUCUGUCGUGCGGUUUCUCACGAUCCUCUUAAGCGUUGUUUUUGUCCCGUCUCUAGGGGUGUCACAGGCUGCCCGCAGUUGGAUAGGCUACGUUGUCCUCUUCUUACACGCGAUUGUUCUAGUUUUUGGGUUCUUCUUGAACGCCCUGCAGACGUUAAUUGAAGUGAUAGCUCGACUCGCUGGUGCUGGAGGUUAUGAAGGUGGUGUUACACGCGGUGGCCUCGUCAAGGUAUUCGGUAUGCGUCAACUCUCACGGCGUAUGCCACGACGAAGUGUUGGAACUCGUCAAAGCAUGGGCUCCGAGGCCGCGAUGCUAGCACACACCGACGAGCGGUUGUCUUCUCAAUUUGAUGGAUCACGGCCUAGAAGCCUCUCAGGAAGUUCGGCAAUGCUUCUUAACCGGGCAGGCGCGAGCGAGGGCAGAGCCAGUGCCUUUUAUGAGUCCGGCAGUGCUCAUGGAGGUACUCAUAGCCGGGCCAAUAGCAGUGGUCUAUUUACACCCACGACUCCUGGCAGCAACCCUACUUUCCAGGGUGCAGGCUACCAGACAACAGGAAGUAACUCUCCGAAAAGCGGUCCACUUUUUGCCAUACAAGCGAACGACCCGUAUUACCGACCGCCCAGGCCUCGAAAUAAGAGAGUGGAUAUGUGUGGCGGGGAGAAAGGCAGAACGGGCGGUCGACAACGCGCAGGCAGCGAUGCCGAUGAUGAUAUAAUUGAGGGCCCUCUGUCUGGACGGGGCACACCCGUGCCAGCCUAUAUACCUGCGCCGAAGGACGACCUCGACCUCGAUGAUCCUCGACAAUCCCGCAAAGAUUAUGCUGUUCGCGAGGUUGACUUCUACUACCGAGUCAGGGGACCACCACUAUCGCAAAGCGGCACACGUAAAUUGAAGACUGGCCCUGCGGAUCCCACCGGACCUGUAUCUUCUGCCACCGGCUUCUUCCGGAACCUGUUCCAAGGCAAGACCAAGGAAAAGGGCAAAGGAUUCGAGGUUGUUCGUAGCGCGAGAGCACCUCCGCCCGGUCUGCUUCCCGAAAGAGAUGAUAUCCACGAGCCAUACCGGGAUGAACCUGACGAACAGGCCGCCCCAGGGCGCAGCCGUCGAGUCUCAGAUAGCGAUCGAUCUUAUCCAGAUACGGAUAGCGAGGACAACAAUCGAAUCGGCGAGGCCCUAAUCAACUUACCUGAAGUUGAGUCAGGCGGUGCUAUUGAGCUACCCAGCCGCAUGGGCUCGCAGCAUAGCUCACACGCCCCUUCUGGAGCCGCGGAAGCUUCUCCAACUUCUCGGCAUGAUUCCCAUUCCUCGGCCUUCGGAGAUGACGCUGCAUCUCACCAUUCGCUUCCAGUUGUGACUAAGGCUGUCUCGGAGGAGCCUCAUUUCCCCUCGGGUCAGUUGCACCCUUCGUCAUCGGGCACUGGCCGACUGCCAUUCAGUGCCGCCAGCUCACCUUCCCGAGAUCGCAAUCUUUCCAUAGCUUCAACAACGCCGUCAACUUCCUCAAGCCGGCGCCACGGGAACGACGGGAGCCGCACUGAGCGGCCCUCAAGCAUGGGGUACGUUGCCCAACAUCGCACUCGAGACUAUAUCCACGAAGCCAGCCCGGACGAACCGUCUUUCACUGGGAGUGCUGCCGAGCUUGUAGAUGAGCCACACCACCCCGAAGGGAAUCAUUAAGCCCUGUGUUCCAUUUGAAGCACCUCCUUUAGUGCACCAAGUUGCACUUAUAUCCUAAUGAUAUAUCAGUCGAUCUGAUAGCGUGUCACUCUGCUAUUCUAUAUGUACUGUACCCUGAUAUCAAGGUGACGAAUUUUCUUUUGCCCUUUUCAUUUGUGUCAUCGGAAAAAUAGCUGUACCUGGCGUUGCGAUAUACGUUUGGAUCUUCG
Molecule: messenger RNA, 3540 nt
Organism: Aspergillus alliaceus
Lineage: Eukaryota; Fungi; Ascomycota; Eurotiomycetes; Eurotiales; Aspergillaceae
Exons: 2
Coding region: 542-3331 (929 amino acids)
Biological process (GO): transmembrane transport
Source: RefSeq, a predicted model, not a curated record